Dothidotthia symphoricarpi CBS 119687 is the source of this 1673-nucleotide messenger RNA. RefSeq lists its product as uncharacterized. Gene Ontology annotation, cellular component: endoplasmic reticulum. Lineage: Eukaryota; Fungi; Ascomycota; Dothideomycetes; Pleosporales; Dothidotthiaceae. The transcript is spliced from 2 exons. Bases 343 to 1551 code for a protein of 402 amino acids. Gene Ontology annotation, biological process: sterol biosynthetic process. The record is from RefSeq and is a predicted model, not a curated record.
CAGUUACUUUCUCGGCUUAUAGUGCCUUCCCCUCUUUCCAUUGCUCUCUCACGGUUCUUGUUUCAUUGAAACAAAAGACAUUGACUAUCCAGGCGUGUUUGAGAGCAGACUGACGACUGACUCGCAGGCCAACCAAACAAAACCGAGCUCACCCUGCAUAUAGAGUUUCAACCUUCCUUUUACACCAAACGCGGGGACGAGAAAACCGACAGCGCAUGCGCUGUAUACCCUCUUUUCUUAAACUUUUCUCCACUCGUUUUCCUAUCUUAGCUCCGUAUCUUUCAUUACAACUACAGCGCAAACGACAAGCGCAUACGACAUUCGUUCUACGAAAUCACAAAUAUGGCGGAAGACGGCUUCACCCCAACAAACGCCGCGCAAGAUCCACCACCUAUCUACCGCCCCAUCCCACGCCGUCCGCACGUCGACACGUCAGAUUCGCCGACCCACGCCUUCUCGCACGCGCAAUCUACGCCACCGAGUCUCAGCGAGAGCUCCCGCAGCAGCGACUUCCUCGCCCAGCUCAACGCGCGCCUCCUCCGAACGUACAACUCGCGCGAAGAUGCAGAGGAUAACACGCCGCCGUCGAGGAAUAAAAGUUUUGCCGAAUUGAGGAGUAGCACGCUCUCUGGUAUCUACGACGAUGUGGGAACGAGUUCUGGGGAGACGCCAUGGGGUGAGGGCGCGGAGACACCGGCGCGUAUGGGAUUCGCGCAGGAGGGUUUGGGAAGCCCGGACGGGGGGCUUACUAUGAAGAGUUUGGCGAGGACUGGAGGACGGGUCGAGAGCAAUGGGAAAAAGGGAGUGAAAGAGAGGAAGAGACAAGGAGUGUGGAAGUACGCUGUGAUUGGGAGUAAAUUGGCUGCGCUGUGGGUGUUUGGCCUCGUGUAUGGGUUGAUCAUCAGUCAUCUGCAUGAUUCCAGGCAGUUGGCUGCGGUACAUGUUGAGCUUGAUCGGGAGGGUUGGGUGUAUCUGGCUAGUUGGGGGAUGUUUGGUGUUGCGCUGGGAAGCUUGUUGCCGUAUGUUGAUCUCUUGUGGGAUGGACGGGGAGCGGACCUAGAUGCAGACGCGCAAGAGAAGGAAUCGGAAAAAGGCAGUGAGAUAUCCGUUAGUGAGCAGAUCAACGACGUAGUCAGAAGUGUGUGUGCGUUUCUUGGUAUCGCGUUUGCCAUUCGCCGCCUCCCCUGGCAAUCCACCCUUCAACUAACCCUCACGCUCGCCCUCGUCAACCCGGCACUCUGGUAUAUGCUCGACCGCAGCAAACCUGGGCUCUCAUUCUCCCUUGUCGUCACAUCAGUCCUCACAUCCUUCAUCUUCCUCUCCAAUCCGGAUGUCCUGCCGUCGCCAUCCUUCCCCGCCGCAAAUUCCACAAGCAGUCUACCACCAAGUAGUAGCAGUAGUAGCAGCGUCGUGCCCAGUACAAGGCUGGUCAGCUAUGAGAACCUGGCUGUGGUGACGUGGGUGGGCAGUGUAUUGUUUUGCAGUUGUGUAUGCUUUGGGAGCAUCGGAAGACGAUUGGGAGUGCUCGAAGGUGGGGUGAGUAAGAGAUGAUGUAAAAAGUUGAACUUGGUACUAUUGGCAAGUGUUGUUUAGAACUAUGUAGGUUCUAUUGGUCUUCGCGUGAAUAGAUUGGAUAUUAGACUUCCUAUGGGGUUUGGUUGUAAACACUCCGC